Molecule: messenger RNA, 651 nt
Organism: Thelazia callipaeda (thelaziosis nematode)
Lineage: Eukaryota; Metazoa; Nematoda; Chromadorea; Rhabditida; Thelaziidae
Source: the annotation of a GenBank genome assembly
AACGUGGGAGGAUUUCCGUGUUACAUAGACCAUGCAAUUAAUCGUUAUUUAUCUUUACCAGAUGUUCGUGAAGCUCUUCAUGUGCCAAAUUACGUUCAGUCUUGGUCUCUAUGCAGUUUUGACGUCGGCGAACACUAUAUAUGGGAACAUAGUGACAUGUCUAUGGUUUUCCAAGAAAUUUUUGAACUGACGAGAAAUAGCGGACAUAAAUUCCGUAUUCUCAUUUACAAUGGUGAUACAGAUUUGGCAUGUCCAAUUUUAGAAGCCCAAUGUUAUAGCCCACAAAUCGGUGGUUAUUUAAAAGAGUUUAAGACUUCCAAUGAUUUAUUGACCAUCACCGUUUCCACUGUAAAGGGUGCUGGGCAUAUGGUGCCUACUGACCGCGCUGGACCCAUGGCGCAACUUAUGAGUAACUUCUUAGACGGAUCAUCAGACUGGGACAAGCCAUUUCCUUAUCCUGUGGAUCGUAAGCCACUAAUCACACCUUACACGGAAGUCACGGAAACCACUACCCAGUCAACAGUAACUACUCAGACGAAGACAACAGGAAGUACUACAACAAGUACUACAACUGAACAACCGAAGGGGUGUCGUAGAGUUACAUAUUACUCAAUACUACUUGUUCUCAUACUACUACCCAUGCUUUCUUGA